GGGCUCCGGCUCCGCGGAGCCCCCAGUAGCCGGCGGGCAGGGCUGCGGCUCCUCCUCGGGAAGUUGGGGGUGCCCCGCGGGCGGCGGGCAGGGCUGCGGCUCCUCCCGGGGCUGCGGGCUGGGCGCUCCCCGCUGCUCGGCUUGGGGCGAGCCCGCCACCGGCGCGGAGGGCGGUGAGGGCGGUGGCUUCUCCGCCCGCUCGGCCUCUGGCUCGCGAGUACCGGCGGGGCUCCGGGCGCGCUGCACGGGCGGCGGCUCCUCGGCCUCGCCGGGAGCAACCUUCCCCCCGUCGGCCUCCUCCCCGUCCGGCACUACCGACUCCACCGCCUCGGUGACGGCGGGGAGGGGGUCGGCGCCGGCCUCGCUGCCCGGGAUAGGCUCCAUCUCGGGCUCAGCCUCGCCGGCCCCCCCGUCGCCCGGCACCGCUGCAGUCGCCGCCGCCUCCGCAGCCAUGGCCGCCAUUUUCUCUGCUGCUUCACCGCCGCCUCCCUCCAGCAGCGGGAUCGAUAACCACGGCCUUCCCCGCCCGCCUGGGAGGGAGGACCCGCCCCCUAGGCUGGCAGCCGGCAGCCCAUUGCCAUGCUUGCAGCUUUGUCAGUCUGUAGCGCAGAGAAACAGCAGAUGGAUUCAGCGUAUGAUCUGUGGCUUAAAAGAAAUCAGAUUUGCUGCCAUUCUGCUCUACUAGCCACAUCACCAGGGCAACAUGGCAUUCACAGGCAAAUAUGAAUUUGAAGGCGAUGAGAACUAUGACGAAUUUGUGAAGAAGAUUGGUCUCCCCAGUGACAAGAUUGAAAAGGGAAGGGAUUGCAAAAUAAUCACUGAGGUGGUACAGAAUGGAAAUGACUUUACCUGGACACAGCAUUUCCCAGGAGGCCACACCACGACCAACACAUUCACAAUUGGCAAGGAAGCAGACAUGGAGACAAUGGGUGGUAAAAAGUUCAAGGCAACGGUUAAAAUGGAAGAUGGGAAAAUAGUAGCUGAUUUUCCCAAUUAUCAUCAUACUGCAGAGAUUUCUGGAGGAAAGCUAGUAGAGAUUUCUACUACUUCUGGUGUAGUCUACAAAAGGACCAGCAAAAGGAUUGCUUAAGGCAGUAAAGCCAGUCUCUUCCAAUGCACUGAAAAACAAACAAUACAAAUAAAAAGAGUGCUGAUUGUC
Molecule: messenger RNA, 1159 nt
Organism: Phalacrocorax carbo (great cormorant)
Lineage: Eukaryota; Metazoa; Chordata; Aves; Suliformes; Phalacrocoracidae
Source: RefSeq, a predicted model, not a curated record